Hordeum vulgare subsp. vulgare (domesticated barley) is the source of this 1032-nucleotide messenger RNA. RefSeq lists its product as uncharacterized. NCBI's taxonomy places the organism in Eukaryota, Viridiplantae, Streptophyta, Magnoliopsida, Poales, Poaceae. The transcript has 2 exons. Bases 94 to 804 code for a protein of 236 amino acids. Gene Ontology annotation, biological process: response to heat. The record is from RefSeq and is a predicted model, not a curated record.
AAAUGCAUCCCGUUUCACCACAUAUGUGCGCAGCAGGACCAGCUUGACCACCAUCUUCUCCUUCGUACCCCUUACUACAAACAAGCCACUCCAAUGUCGACGGUCAUCUCCUGCACCCUACUGAGCGGCCGGCCGGCUGCACCGUCGAGCUCCGCCGGCAGUCGGGUUCCCCCGACGGGGAAGGCUGCCGCGGUCGCUCUCUCUUGUUUCCAGCGGCAGUCCAGGCCUUCCUCCGUGUGCUUCGCAAGCAACCCAAAAGGGGAGCAGUACGGGCCAAAGACUGAUUUGCCGCCGUUCAGCAUCUCCCCCGUCGCUCUGGUGCACCCCGUGUCGCCGCGGGAGGAGCGGUGGCAGAUGGAGGAGGAGGCCGACGCCGUGAGCAUGUGGUUCGAGGUGCCGGGCCUGUCCAAGGAGGACCUCGUGGUGGAGCUGGACGAGGACGUGCUCAUCAUACGGAGGAGGGCCAAGGACGAGCUGUACAUCGCCGGCCUAGAGAAACGUGAAGCCACAAACACUUACAGGGCCGGCAAGGCGGAGACGGCGGCCGCGACGGCAGAAGUUGGCGCCGGCGCGAGCUACAAGGGGAGCAGCGCCAGCUACAAGGUCGAGGCGAGCAGAAACAGGGCCGACGCGGCCGGGGCGGUGGCGCAGGACGGUGGCAUCUACGCGCGGCUGCUCGUCCCGGCGGGCUACAGCAAGGAGUCCGUCGAGGCGGAGCUCGCCUCCGGCGUCCUGAGGGUCACCAUUGGUAAAGUGAAGGAGUACGCACGCAGGAAGAUCAAUGUCGACAUCCACGUCAAGUAGAAGUACUGCUUGCAUAAUACAUAUGCAUGCAGGGAUACCUCUACGUACGUAUGACGUCCAUUGCAUCGACCAUCGAGGAUAAAUUGUCCCAUGCAUGAAGAACUUCUUCAUGUGUACUUCUGUUCCUACUUAAAUAAGGUCAAUUUAUGCAUGUAUCAUUUUGCUUUUCAGCCAUGCGAGCACUUAAUGAUAAAAGUGAGCAUUUGUUGUGCUCUGCAAAAAUGCAUU